AUCUCUGCUGUGGAUUAUAAACCGCCAAAAUUGUGGAGGCACUUAAAAUGAAGACUGAGCUGCGUUCUUGCGCAGCGUGUGGGGAGCCAAUUUCAGAUAGAUUCUAUCUCGAAGUUGGUGGCUGUUCGUGGCAUGCCAAUUGUCUGCGAUGUUGUAUGUGCAUGUGCCCGCUGGAUCGUCAACAGUCCUGUUUCAUCAGGGAACGACAGGUCUACUGCAAAGCAGAUUACAGCAAAAAUUUUGGCGCCAAGUGUUCAAAAUGUUGUCGCGGCAUCUCAGCCUCCGAUUGGGUUAGACGAGCCCGUGAUUUAGUAUUUCAUUUAGCCUGCUUCGCAUGUGACCAAUGUGGUCGACAACUUUCCACUGGAGAACAAUUCGCCCUGAUGGAAGACAGAGUUCUCUGCAAAUCCCACUACCUGGAGACGGUCGAAGGAGGCACUACCUCAAGUGACGAUGGCUGUGAUGGAGAUGGUUACCACAAGAGCAAAACGAAACGUGUUCGGACAACAUUUACCGAAGAACAGCUACAAGUAUUACAGGCCAACUUUCAAAUAGACAGCAACCCCGACGGCCAGGACCUGGAACGCAUUGCCUCCGUUACGGGCCUGAGUAAGCGGGUGACACAAGUCUGGUUUCAAAAUUCCCGAGCACGUCAGAAAAAACAUAUACAUGCUGGUAAGAAUAAAAUGCGUGAACCUGAAGGAAAUUCAUUUGCCCGCCACAUCAACCUGCAGCUUACCUAUUCGUUCCAGAAUAAUGCUCAAAAUCCCAUGCAAUUGAAUGGCAAUAAGGCUGGACUAUAUCAAACUCAUGAAUCUUCAAUGGAUGAAUUAUCACAGGACUCCAGUGUGCAUUGUAUGCAAAGUGAAGUGUGACUUAAUCUGUUAGAACCUAAUUAGAUCAAUUACCUUAUCUUACUAUUAGAAGUGUGUUAUUUUUUUUUAAAGAAAUAUUUAAAAUAUUUUAGAAAACUAAAUGAAAACGUCCUAAUCCUAGUCAAAAUUGCAAAAUCGUCCAAUUCUAAAGA
Musca vetustissima is the source of this 1027-nucleotide messenger RNA. It is a transcript of the gene Awh, whose product is annotated as LIM/homeobox protein Awh. Gene Ontology annotation, biological process: regulation of transcription by RNA polymerase II; neuron differentiation. NCBI's taxonomy places the organism in Eukaryota, Metazoa, Arthropoda, Insecta, Diptera, Muscidae. The coding region runs from base 48 to 875 and encodes 275 amino acids. The transcript has 6 exons. Gene Ontology annotation, cellular component: nucleus. Gene Ontology annotation, molecular function: RNA polymerase II transcription regulatory region sequence-specific DNA binding; DNA-binding transcription factor activity, RNA polymerase II-specific. The record is from RefSeq and is a predicted model, not a curated record.